AUGGAACUCUUUUCGAGGCAGAUCAUCGGUCUACUUAUUGGAACUUUCCUCCAGCCAGAUGGAAACAGAUAUAGAGAACUCCAGCAACGUGACUACUCUAAUCUCAAGAAGGUACAUAUGACUCAUUGGUGUAGAAUCCCUUCGUCUGUAUCCUCAGCCGCCUCUGCUCAUCAGGAGGAUACAAAGGUGAAGAGGAAGGUCAUAAAGUUCCAAAAAGGACCGAUAUCUUCAUUUCCAUCUCCAUACUUUUGGGAUAACCCACAAGAGUUUGAGCCUGAUAGGUUCUUAAGAACAAAGGAGAGCAAUGGUAUUGAAGGCUGGGCUGGAUUUGAUCCAUCUCGAAGCCCUGGUGCACUUUACCCCAACGAGAUCAUAGCAGACUUUCAAUCUUUACCAUUUGGUGGAGGGCCAAGGAAAUGCAUUGGAGAGCAGUUUGCACUAAUGGAGUCGACUGUUGCACUAGCUAAUGUUUGGAACCGUUUGUCUCUAAGGAUCUGA
Messenger RNA from Brassica napus (rape), 498 nucleotides. RefSeq names its product cytochrome P450 97B3, chloroplastic-like. Gene Ontology annotation, molecular function: oxidoreductase activity, acting on paired donors, with incorporation or reduction of molecular oxygen; monooxygenase activity; iron ion binding. The record is from RefSeq and is a predicted model, not a curated record. Gene Ontology annotation, cellular component: chloroplast. The coding region runs from base 1 to 498 and encodes 165 amino acids. The transcript is spliced from 6 exons. NCBI's taxonomy places the organism in Eukaryota, Viridiplantae, Streptophyta, Magnoliopsida, Brassicales, Brassicaceae.